AUGUCCAUGUCUCAAUCAACAAUCAAAGUAUCACUUUUAUCCAUUGACAAGUCAAAGAGGGCCAGCAAGAUGGAAGUACUUCAAGUACCUAAGGGUCCAGUUGCCCCUUCAGACUUAGUGGCCCUUUGCAGCCGAUACCGAACUGCUCGGCUGAGAGCUCUGAAGACAUACCCAGAGGCGUUCAGCUCCAAAUAUGAACGUGAGAGCGCCUUCACAGACGAACAAUGGGCCCAAAGACUUCAGAACCCAAUGUCAAGAACCUUUGUUGCCGUCUGCAUUGAUCAUGACACAGAAACUCCGUCCAAUGUAGAGGAUGUGGAAAAGCUAAAGAGCAAUGAAUGGUUGGGCAUGGUUGUCCUGCUGGGCCCUAAAGUGGUUGGAUCAAGUAUGAAAUAUGCCUGGGACCCGUUUCUGUCCAUGGCCUGGAUGCAGCCUGAUGAUGAGCGCGACUUUAACGAUGCCGAAGCCGCGACAUUUGCAGUCUCUAUGUUUGUUUUACCGGAGGCGGCUAGGCGUGGUGUUGGGAAGAUGCUGGUUUCGAGGAUGAUGGACUCUGCGAAGGAGGAUGGCCAGAGGAAAUCGAUUGGCAAGCUACAUGUCAGUCUGAUAGUCGAGAGGGAUAACGAUGCCGCUAUCCGGCUGUAUGAGAGAUGCGGCUUCGCUCAUGUUGAAGCUGGGCCUGAUCUCGAUGGUGGGGCUGGCUUAUCUACACGUGACUUUAUCAACCCUAAUCCAAUGUGGCUAGCGCUUAGGGCUUCCCACAUUUCGAGGAGCAAAAGACCAGAAGAAGUAAAAAGCGACUUCGAGAUUGGAAAAAAAACUUCUGGUCGACAACGCGCAAAUCCUCACCAUAAGAAUUCUUUCAAGUAUUCUUCUGGAAGACUGUUCUCAUCAUGUCUAAAAUCACAGUCGCAGCUCCUGGACUACUCUCAAAAUGAAAAGAAGAGAAACUUCGUUGAGACCGUCGAGCUCCAGAUCGGCUUGAAGAACUAUGACCCUCAACGUGACAAGCGUUUCUCCGGCACUAUCAAGCUGCCAACCGUCCCUCGCCCAAGAAUGAGCAUCUGUGUUCUUGGUGACCAGCACGAUAUCGACCGUGCUAAACAUCUCGGCGUCGAUGCCAUGUCCUCCGAUGAUCUGAAGAAGCUCAACAAGAACAAGAAGCUCAUUAAGAAGCUCGCUCGCAAGUACGAUGCUUUCCUUGCUUCCGAUGCCCUUGUCCGACAGAUUCCCCGUCUCUUGGGUCCCGGUCUCUCCAAGGGUGAGUACUCCCAUAUUAGAAUCUUCAGGUAUGAAGACAGAUCAACUAACUUGACAACAGCUGGUAAAUUCCCUACCCCCGUCUCCCACAACGAAGAUCUCUCCAACAAGAUGAACGACGUCAAGUCCACCAUCAAGUUCCAGCUUAAGAAGGAGCUUUGCUUGGGUGUUGCUGUUGGCAACGUUGGUAUGACUGAGGAUGAGCUUAUUGCUAAUAUCAUGUUGGCUAUCAACUACCUCGUCUCCCUGCUCAAGAAGGGCUGGCAGAACGUUGGAAGUCUUACUAUUAAGGCUUCCAUGUCCCCACCAAAGAGAGUGUACUAA
Trichophyton benhamiae CBS 112371 is the source of this 1584-nucleotide messenger RNA. Its product is annotated as GNAT family acetyltransferase, putative. The transcript is spliced from 4 exons. Lineage: Eukaryota; Fungi; Ascomycota; Eurotiomycetes; Onygenales; Arthrodermataceae. Gene Ontology annotation, molecular function: acyltransferase activity, transferring groups other than amino-acyl groups. The record is from RefSeq and is a predicted model, not a curated record. Bases 1 to 1584 code for a protein of 527 amino acids.